GGAAAAUUUUAGAAUUAUUUGCUUAUUAUUUGAUUGUGCCACGCAAAGACUUCAGAAUAGUGUUUAAAAAUUUGGAUAAUUUUAUAUAAAUUUAUUUAGAACUAUUAAAAACAAAUAAAGAAUAUAUAUCCACUCAUAUUUUAUAACACCAAGUAGUGAGAGAGCUUGAAGAAGUUACACGCUUCUCUAUCAAACAAAAUGGGUUCAAGCCAUAGUGUAGAGGUUCCGGGCGGUGGCACUGAGGGAUACCAUGUAUUGAAGGUACAGGAUAAUUCUCCUGGCCAAAAGGCAGGAUUAGAAGCUUUUUUCGAUUUUAUUGUAGCCAUAGCUGGAACACGCCUUGAUCAGGAUAACGACAUGUUAAAGGAAUUAUUGCGUCAAAAUGUUGACAAACCUGUAAGAUUAACGGUGUACUCAAGUAAAACACAAACAGUGCGUGAACUUACAUUAACUCCUAGUAAAAAUUGGGGUGGCCAGGGUUUGUUAGGUGUGAGCAUACGUUUUUGUUCAUUUGAGGGUGCAAAUGAAAACGUUUGGCACAUUCUCGAAGUACAUCCCAAUUCACCAGCUGAAAUUGCUGGUUUACGUGCAUAUUCCGAUUACGUUAUUGGUGCGGAUGCUAUACGACAUGAAAAUGAUGAUUUGUUUACUUUAAUCGAAUCACAUGAACAACAACCGCUUAAAAUGUACGUCUACAAUAUUGAUGACGAUGCAUGUCGUGAGGUAACGAUUAAACCAAAUUCUAAUUGGGGAGGUGAGGGAGCGUUGGGUUGUGGUAUUGGUUAUGGAUAUUUACAUCGUAUCCCAGUACAGGCAGUGGCCUCUGUUAUCAAAGCUCCCACUACCAUUGAACCCGUACAAUCAACGAAUACGACAAACACCAUACCACCGAUUUCGACAAACGUAACACCAGUUAUAGCACCUUCGCUGCCUUAUGUUCCUCCUUUAACAAACACAUUUAAACAACCACAAACUAAUGCGCCAACGGAUGUUUCAAUAGCAAAUGUUGAUUCUGAGAACAUUGCGGUUUCAACAACAACAACAGCUUCGCAACAGCCAAGUGUUUUUCAAACAUAUUUCAAUCCAGAUGCGAUACCCUCAACAGCCAGUAGUGGUUUCGAUACUAUACAUAACACAACUACAACCGAGGCACAACAGAUUGGUCAAGCUAACGCGUCUAAUAUCGCUUCUUCUAUUAGCUCCCAAUUUCCUGCUCCAGUUGCUGCUCCCAAUUCACAAUCGUCACAAUUCUACGUUUCUAAUGUCCCACCACCGGCGAGCUUGUUUAUACCCGGAGCUAGUGAACAAACAACGUCAACUGUUGUUGCAGCACCACAGUUGCCGUAUGCACAGGCUACAUUGCCACCAAAUGCACCAUACGUUUCAACCGCAACGGUACCAAUGUAUUCAAUGGCAACUCAACAACAACAACAAUAUAUGACUGCACCAGUGGCAUUAUCAUAUCCAUCUGCCCAAACAGUACCCACUUAUCCACAAGUGCAACCAACAGCUGGACUUUAUCCGACACAGCCAACACCUAUGCCACCACAAAUGUAUGCCCAACAGUCAGCACCAGAAUCGAAUGCAACCGUUACCGGCACACCUCAGGCAGCAAAUAUUCCAACAACAAGCGUGACACACAUGCAAGCUAUACAACAAACAUUUGCGAAUUAGUUAAACACAAGGAAUCUUAUGCAGAUAUAUUAAUUUUUAUGUUUGUACUAAACUUUAUGUGUUUUAUAUAUGUAUGUAUAUGUUUUAUUCUUUUGCUUAUUGUUUAUAAAGGUCUACAAUAUUUACAGUUGUUUGACAGAAUGAUUAGUAAAAUUAUGUUAAAGACGAAUUAUUAAAUUUAUAUAUGUAAAUGGCAAUGUGAAAAAUAGAUUCGAAAUCUUGGAAAAUAUAUUGAUUGCUAAAUAACUGUAUGUAACCAAACAAUACAUAA
Molecule: messenger RNA, 1945 nt
Organism: Bactrocera dorsalis (oriental fruit fly)
Lineage: Eukaryota; Metazoa; Arthropoda; Insecta; Diptera; Tephritidae
Gene: Grasp65
Product: Golgi reassembly-stacking protein 2
Exons: 1
Coding region: 199-1674 (491 amino acids)
Biological process (GO): Golgi organization
Cellular component (GO): Golgi apparatus
Molecular function (GO): protein binding
Source: RefSeq, a predicted model, not a curated record